Molecule: messenger RNA, 2708 nt
Organism: Drosophila santomea
Lineage: Eukaryota; Metazoa; Arthropoda; Insecta; Diptera; Drosophilidae
Gene: Stt3B
Product: dolichyl-diphosphooligosaccharide--protein glycosyltransferase subunit STT3B
Exons: 5
Coding region: 89-2413 (774 amino acids)
Biological process (GO): post-translational protein modification
Cellular component (GO): membrane
Molecular function (GO): dolichyl-diphosphooligosaccharide-protein glycotransferase activity
Source: RefSeq, a predicted model, not a curated record
AUUUUUUUAGACUACGUGUCUAAGCGAAGAAUGUGUCGUUGCAUUUCAGAUCGGUUAUAAUUUUCAAGUUACUGGCUGGAAUAGGGACAUGAAUCGGACGCCGAAGAUGCUCAACAGCAAGGUGGCUGGCUACAGCAGCCUGAUCACCUUCGCCAUCCUGCUAAUCGCCUGGCUGGCCGGAUUUUCCUCUCGCCUCUUCGCCGUCAUCCGCUUCGAGUCGAUUAUCCAUGAGUUUGAUCCGUGGUUCAACUACCGGGCCACCGCCUACAUGGUGCAGAAUGGUUGGUACAACUUCCUCAACUGGUUCGACGAGCGUGCCUGGUAUCCCCUCGGCAGGAUUGUGGGCGGCACCGUGUACCCCGGCCUGAUGAUUACGUCCGGCGGAAUCCACUGGCUUCUGCACGUACUCAACAUACCGGUCCACAUUCGCGACAUCUGCGUGUUCCUGGCACCGAUCUUCAGUGGCCUGACCUCCAUCUCCACCUACCUGCUGACCAAGGAGCUGUGGUCCGCGGGCGCCGGCCUCUUCGCCGCCAGCUUCAUCGCCAUCGUGCCUGGCUACAUCAGUAGGUCAGUGGCUGGAUCGUACGAUAACGAGGGCAUUGCCAUAUUCGCCCUGCAGUUCACCUACUUCCUGUGGGUGCGCUCCGUGAAGACUGGAUCCGUGUUCUGGUCCGCCGCCGCCGCUUUGUCCUACUUCUACAUGGUGUCCGCCUGGGGAGGCUACGUGUUCAUCAUCAACCUGAUCCCCCUGCACGUCUUUGUGCUGCUCAUCAUGGGCAGGUACUCGCCGCGCCUGCUGACAAGCUACAGCACCUUCUACAUCCUGGGACUGUUGUUCUCUAUGCAGAUCCCCUUCGUGGGAUUCCAGCCGAUUCGCACCAGUGAACAUAUGGCUGCGCUGGGAGUGUUUGUGCUCCUAAUGGCCGUGGCCACUCUGCGCCAUCUGCAGUCCGUGCUGUCGCGCAACGAGUUCCGAAAGCUGUUCAUCGUCGGCGGAUUGCUGGUAGGCGUUGGAGUCUUUGUGGCCGUCGUGGUGCUCACCAUGCUGGGCGUUGUGGCCCCGUGGAGUGGACGUUUCUACUCGCUGUGGGAUACUGGCUACGCCAAGAUUCACAUUCCCAUCAUUGCAUCCGUGUCGGAGCAUCAGCCCACCACUUGGUUCUCCUUCUUCUUCGAUCUGCACAUCCUGGUGUGCGCCUUCCCAGUGGGACUGUGGUACUGCAUCAAGCAGAUCAACGACGAGCGCGUGUUUGUGGUGCUGUACGCCAUCAGUGCGGUUUACUUCGCUGGAGUGAUGGUGCGCUUGAUGCUUACCCUCACGCCGGUGGUGUGCAUGUUGGCCGGAGUGGCAUUUUCGGGACUGUUGGAUGUGUUCCUACAAGAGGAUUCGUCAAAGCGAAUGGGCACAGCCGUAAGCACAGCCACCGAAGUGGAUGAGGCUGAGGAUUCCAUUGAGAAGAAGACUCUGUACGACAAGGCUGGUAAGCUGAAGCACCGUACUAAGCAUGAUGCCCAGCAGGAUAUUGGCAUCAGCUCUAACCUGAAGAGUAUUGUUAUUUUGGCCGUUCUAAUGCUGUUGAUGAUGUUCGCUGUCCACUGCACGUGGGUGACCAGCAAUGCCUACUCCAGUCCCUCCAUUGUCUUGGCUUUCCACAACAGUCAAGAUGGAUCUCGCAACAUUUUGGACGAUUUCAGGGAGGCUUACUACUGGCUUUCGCAGAACACUGCUGACGAUGCCCGCGUUAUGUCCUGGUGGGAUUACGGAUACCAGAUAGCGGGAAUGGCAAACAGAACAACGCUGGUAGAUAAUAAUACUUGGAACAAUAGUCACAUAGCGCUGGUUGGCAAGGCGAUGUCUUCAACCGAGGAGAAAUCCUACGAAAUUAUGACAUCUCUUGACGUGGACUACGUUCUGGUGAUCUUUGGCGGUGUGAUCGGCUACUCUGGUGAUGACAUCAACAAGUUCCUGUGGAUGGUCCGAAUUGCCGAGGGAGAGCAUCCCAAGGACAUUAAGGAAAGCGAUUACUUUACCGACCGCGGUGAAUUCAGGGUAGAUGCCGAAGGUGCUCCGGCCCUACUCAACUGCCUUAUGUACAAAUUAAGCUACUACAGAUUCGGGGAAUUGAAGCUGGACUACAGAGGCCCAUCUGGAUAUGAUCGCACACGUAACGCCGUCAUUGGAAAUAAGGACUUCGAUCUGACCUACCUGGAAGAGGCCUACACCACAGAGCACUGGCUUGUUCGCAUCUAUAGGGUAAAGAAGCCACAUGAGUUCAACAGGCCUUCUCUGAAAACCAAGGAGAGAACGAUUCCACCAGCAAACUUCAUCUCGAGAAAGAACUCGAAGCGUCGCAAGGGCUACAUACGAAACCGACCGGUUGUUGUUAAAGGAAAGCGAACCUUGAAAUAAACCCAAAUAAUAACUGUAUUGAUCUUUCACCAAUAUAUAUAUAACUUGGUUAAAACACUUUACACAUAGCACAUGGUUUGGUGAAAGUGUGUCCACCGCAUCCUCAUGUUGAGGGCUUUAAAUGCCGCCUCAAAAUCAACUUUCGCAUACUUCCCGACUCGUGUGACACAAUUUUAUCGAGUUGCUGCUUUGAUGAAAUUUCCCGUUCCUUCGAUUUAAAACUGUUCGCGGCUCCACCAUUCAUUGUCUUAAGCUAGCAAUUCAAUAAAGCAGAGUGUACAUUUUUAAACCUUAA